UUUCUGAAACCAUGAAAACGAUAAGGAAGUUUACAUCCCCAGAACGUCUGGUAAACCGUACUGGGAUAAAAUCAACAAAAAAGAAGCGCAUUUGGUUUGUUUUAUUAUUAGUAUCUCAGUUUAUAACACAUGUAUUUUAUGUAUAUCUGUAGCCUAUAAACGUUUGCUGUGUAGCUUUGCAUCUCUAAGUUUUAAAGUUAGCUCGACGGCUAAUGCUCGGCGUGUGUGAAAAUGUUCAAAGUAAAAAUACUCUUCGUCGGUCCUACUGAGAGUGGGAAAACUGUUCUUGCAAAUUUCCUCUUUGACACGACAGGAAACACGGGCGGCGAGUAUCGACCCACCAAAGGAGUCAGGAUACUGGAGUUUGAGUCAAAGCUUGAGGGCAGUGGUGACAAAACAUGUGAGGUUGAGCUCUGGGACUGUUCAGGAAAUUUCAAGUUUGAAUCCUGCUGGCCUGCGCUGAUGAAGGACUGCAAUGGUGUGGUUAUCAUUUUUAACCCCGACGUUCCAAGCCACCUCAAAGAAAUCGAGACUUGGUCCUCCAUGUUCAUUUCCACACAGAGUUUGCAGGACAAGCAACUUCUACUCAUAGCUCACCACAAGCCUGGCAGCGACACAGAAGAGAAGAGGCUGUCUUUAGCGCCAAAUCUGAGCAGACUGCAGCUUAUUCACUCCAACCUGGAAGAGGAGCCAGAGGAUGUGAGGCACGCUUUCUUUAGAUACUUGGGAAACGUCGUCACUGCAAUGUCAGAGAGUCGAGAGCUAGAGGAGAUGUCCAUUAUUACAUAGCAGCAAAAUCUGGAAAAAAAAACUAUUUUACUGAGAACACAUUUCAUUGGCUUAUGCUACAUAUCAUAUUAUUUUUCCAUUAAUCAUUUGAAUGUGAGAAGUGCAAAGGGAGGAAAAAAGUUCAUGAUUUUCAGACAUCGUAUCCAACUAUGCCUCCUUUGCCAAUGAAGAACCACAUCAGCACUUCAGUGGUCACUAGUCCAUUCUUUAAGGCGUCCUGCAAAAGAAACAAACAAGAGAAAAAAAAGAUGCACAAGAACUGCUUCAGACCAAGUUCAGAGUUCAAAGAUUUUUCAGCAGGGUUUCUUUAUAUUGUUCACACUGCCUGAGAUGCUUCUGUUUCAGCAAGAGAUUAAAAUUUCAGUGCUAGGAUUCUGACAACGGGACAUUUGUUUUAUGAGUUUGGUCUUUGUUCUAACAUAAAAUAAAAAAAACGUUUCUUUAAUUUUA
Molecule: messenger RNA, 1239 nt
Organism: Austrofundulus limnaeus
Lineage: Eukaryota; Metazoa; Chordata; Actinopteri; Cyprinodontiformes; Rivulidae
Gene: ift22
Product: intraflagellar transport 22 homolog (Chlamydomonas)
Exons: 5
Coding region: 232-789 (185 amino acids)
Source: RefSeq, a predicted model, not a curated record